Messenger RNA from Rotaria sp. Silwood2, 510 nucleotides. Lineage: Eukaryota; Metazoa; Rotifera; Eurotatoria; Philodinida; Philodinidae. The record is from the annotation of a GenBank genome assembly.
AUGAUAUUAAUUCAUAGAACAGAUAUUGAAUUAUGUUUUAUUAUAGUUUCUACCUAUGAGGCUAAAAAUCUUAUUGCGUUAUGUCAUGAAAGAAAUGACCCGAAAAUAAGUGUAAUACAUAUUGAUGACGUGAAUGAUCCUACCAUGAUUCCAAAAAAUGCUAUUCAAUUAAGAAAAGAAGAAAUCAACAGUGGUAUAACUGUUAUUCGAUUAUUUAAUGGAGAUUGUCGUUAUAAUACAGAAGAAAUUAAUGUGAUAAAAAAAUGUGUUGCUUUUGUUGACAGAACUUGUCUUCAUCAAAGCAAAACAAUAUCUGAACAAAUUUAUAGUGAACUUGAAUCUAGACACUAUAUAGUAAACAGUUUUAUGACUUAUAUAUUAGCGUCUAAAUUAAUUGAUCGAAACGAAAAAAUCUUACUAGAAAUAGAAAUUAAUUAUGGAAUUGAUCUUCAAAGUUGGCUUCAUUCAAUUAUCCAUGAAAGUAUUGCAGAUGACGCUGAGAGUAUUUGA